This is a messenger RNA of Coccomyxa subellipsoidea C-169, 1021 nucleotides long. RefSeq names its product ERD2 protein. Gene Ontology annotation, biological process: endoplasmic reticulum to Golgi vesicle-mediated transport; protein retention in ER lumen. NCBI's taxonomy places the organism in Eukaryota, Viridiplantae, Chlorophyta, Trebouxiophyceae, Coccomyxaceae. Gene Ontology annotation, cellular component: cis-Golgi network; endoplasmic reticulum; membrane. The transcript has 5 exons. Gene Ontology annotation, molecular function: ER lumen protein retrieval receptor activity. The record is from RefSeq and is a predicted model, not a curated record. Bases 1 to 648 code for a protein of 215 amino acids.
AUGAAUAUCUUCAGGCUUGCUGCGGAUAUGACCCAUCUCAUUUCCAUAUUGGUCUUGCUGCUGAAAAUCCACGCCACACGUUCCUGCAGAGGCAUUUCGCUGAAGACUCAGGACCUGUAUGCGCUCGUAUUCCUUUUCCGCUACUUGGACCUGUUCACACGCUACAUUUCCUUGUACAACACUGUGAUGAAGCUGGUGUUCCUUGGGACCUCGUUCUCGAUCAUCUACUUCAUGAGGUUCCACCGGGUUGUGCGCAACACAUAUGACAAGGAGCAGGACACCUUCCGGUCAAUAUUCAUCGUCGUCCCAUGUGCAGUACUGGCCCUGCUCAUCAACCAGGAGAGGAGCGUCCUUGAGAUCUUGUGGACUUUCUCGAUCUACCUGGAGGCAGUGGCAAUCUUGCCGCAGCUGGUGCUGCUGCAGCGGACACAGAACAUUGACAACCUGACCGGGAACUAUGUCUUCCUGCUCGGGACGUAUCGGGGGCUGUACAUCCUGAACUGGAUAUACCGCUACCUCACAGAGCCCCACUACCGGCAGUGGAUUGUGUGGCUGAGCGGGGUGCUGCAGACCGGGUUGUAUGUGGACUUCUUCUACUACUACUUCCUGGCCUGGCGGAACAACCAGAAGCUGUCCCUGCCCCAGUAGUCUUGAGGAGGCUUAUAUGUGGUGCUCAGUAAUCAUGUGUACUUGGCUGGAGGCUCCCUAGUAUGAACAGUGCCUGCUGCCCCUGCCAUGUUUGCCAGUCGCUUAGCAGCAGUGAGGGUCGGCUUUGAGGUUCUUAGCAAUGCAGAAAAAUAUAUAUUUCAUUUGUCUAGAGAGUGCCUUUCAGCACAAGCAAGCUCCCAUUCAUCUGUAUGUGCUUGAGAUCGGAGAGGUUCCUGAGUGCAGUGCAUGAGAGUAGAACAGCAGAGUCGAGAAUUUCCCAAGAAUAUUGAGGGUGCAGCAUGCUGGAUGAGGAGUAACACUGAAGAAAUGGUGCUGGAUGGGUAACAAGGUGUUUGUAAUGCAGCUUUCCUAC